AACAUGGAACUGUGUUGUGUUAUUUAUUUUAAUUUGUUUGUUUGUUUAUAUUUUCAGGUAAAUACAUGUAGAAGAUGGAACUGUGUUGUGUUAUUUAUUUUAAUUUGUUUGUUUAUGGAACUGUGUUGUGUUAUUUAUUUUAAUUUGUUUGUUUGUUUAUAUUUUCAGGUAAAUACAUGUAGAAGAUGGAACUGUGUUGUGUUAUUUAUUUUAAUUUGUUUGUUUGUUUAUAUUUUCAGGUAA
Lottia gigantea (owl limpet) is the source of this 243-nucleotide messenger RNA. RefSeq lists its product as hypothetical. The transcript is spliced from 2 exons. The record is from RefSeq and is a predicted model, not a curated record. NCBI's taxonomy places the organism in Eukaryota, Metazoa, Mollusca, Gastropoda, Lottiidae. The annotation marks the transcript as partial.